GAAAAUCAUACAACGUUAUCCAAUCACUGCGAAGCAGACUACAGGAAUCACAAGAGAAUUGUGAAGGAAAAGGAAAACCAAAAUCAUUUCCCCGUAAAAUUUUAUCGAACUUUCAAAUUGUGCUGUUCAUUGAGUAAUUGCAAUCAUUAUUCUUUCGCCUUUUUUUCUUUUCAUUCAUUUUCCCUCUCGAAUGGCCCUUUCAAAUCGCCUUGUAUCCUCUUUCGGAGCCAUCUCUUCACCUUCUCUCUGUUUCUUAAAACCCAAAAAUUGUCAAAAGAAUAGUUCAGUAGUUAUGGGAUUUCGAAGCUCAUAUCGGCCUCUUAUAGUCAAUUGUACUUCUGAUGAAAUGGAACCCACCUCAGAACCCAUGAAUUUGAGGCCACCUCAGUUUUCUUCUAUGUCUAUGCCUCCUUUUGGCAUCUCAAUGAAUGAUAAUGGCACAUCCAAACCAUCAUACAAAUGGCGCAGGGUAUUGCUUAAAGUAAGCGGAGAGGCACUUGCAGGAGAUCAAAAACAAAAUAUUGAUCCGAAGAUCACAAUGGCUAUUGCAAGGGAGGUUGCAUCUGUGACUCGUCUUGGAAUUGAGGUUGCCAUAGUUGUUGGUGGAGGAAAUAUUUUUCGUGGAUCUUCCUGGGCAGGAUGUAGUGGCCUUGACCGUUCAUCUGCUGAUUAUAUUGGGAUGUUAGCAACUGUAAUGAAUGCCAUAUUUUUACAAGCAACAAUGGAGAGCAUAGGCAUUCCAACAAGAGUUCAGACAGCAUUUCGUAUGUCGGAAGUUGCUGAACCAUACAUACGUAGAAGGGCUGUUCGGCAUCUAGAAAAAGGAAGGGUUGUGAUUUUUGCAGCAGGAACUGGAAAUGCCUUCUUCACAACAGAUACUGCUGCAGCCCUUCGGAGUGCAGAAAUUAAUGCUGAGGUGGUCCUAAAGGCUACAAAUGUUGAUGUAGUUUAUGAUGACGACCCAAGGCGUAAUCCUAAUGCUCGUCUCCUCGAGACUCUAACUUAUCACGAUGUAACUUCGAAGGAACUUUCAGUUAUGGACAUGACUGCCAUAACUUUGUGCCAAGAGAACAACAUUCCUGUUGUCGUCUUUAAUCUCAACAAACCGGGGAACAUCUCGAAAGCAAUUAGGGGAGAGAGGGUUGGUACAUUUAUUGGAGGGACACGGAAUUCGGUAACAGCAAGGGCUUGAAGAAAACACAUAUCAUACUUCGACCAUCAUCGAAGCUCAUCGAUUUCGAUCCGAGACCAUCCUGAAGUUUUUAUGCGACAGAGGAAGGUGGUUCAAGAACUUGUUCUUGAUUUAUUUUGGACUUCAGGAAUAGGUACUUAACAAGCCUCAAUUUUCAGAUAUCUAUUUUCAUAGACUGUAAUAUAAACCUUGAUGCUUUUAUUUUGCUCAAUUGACAGGACAUUGGGAAAUUUUAUGUACUUUCUUCCAUUGGUUAUUCAUUUACAUUGAAUAUCAUGUAAAAAUUUAUAGAAACAAUUUAUUUUCAUGCAAAUUUCUUGCUUACUCA
Molecule: messenger RNA, 1520 nt
Organism: Olea europaea var. sylvestris
Lineage: Eukaryota; Viridiplantae; Streptophyta; Magnoliopsida; Lamiales; Oleaceae
Product: uridylate kinase-like
Exons: 7
Coding region: 191-1192 (333 amino acids)
Biological process (GO): UDP biosynthetic process
Cellular component (GO): cytoplasm
Molecular function (GO): UMP kinase activity
Source: RefSeq, a predicted model, not a curated record